Molecule: messenger RNA, 1472 nt
Organism: Rana temporaria (common frog)
Lineage: Eukaryota; Metazoa; Chordata; Amphibia; Anura; Ranidae
Product: B2 bradykinin receptor-like
Exons: 2
Coding region: 221-1330 (369 amino acids)
Biological process (GO): G protein-coupled receptor signaling pathway; immune response; vasoconstriction
Cellular component (GO): membrane
Molecular function (GO): bradykinin receptor activity
Source: RefSeq, a predicted model, not a curated record
CGCGUUCUGAUCCUUUGGAGAGGGGAUUGUGGUGUCUUGUUCAGCUCAGCUGUGUGUGAUCCCUCCUCUACACAGCAGCCAGGAGACUGAUCAUAAUAACAGCUCACUACAGGAUCUCACAUACAUCUGCAGGAGCAAAUCUGCCAACGUAUAUACAGGACGCCUAGGCAUUUCCCUCCAGGAACACGCUCCGGGAAAUCUCACCACCGUCAAGGAAAAAAUGUCACUCAACACCAACAAUCCAACGAUGAUGACAACAGUUCCUUUCUCCAAUAUAAGCCAGAAGAAUAACACCCUAUCAGAUGUAAGGAUCUGCUUAGCACCAGAGGGACUUGAAUGGCUCUAUGCCUAUCAGCCAGCGUACAUGUGGUUCAUCUUUGCGUUGGGCUUCGUGGAAAACGUAUUUGUCAUUUCAGUCUUCCUGCUUCAUAAAAGCCGCUGCACUGUUGCAGAGAUCUACCUGGGUAAUAUGGCCGCCGCGGAUCUUAUCUUUGUCAGUGGCCUACCGUUCUGGGCCAUUUACAUUUCUAACAAGUUCAACUGGCCAUUUGGUAGCUUCCUCUGCAUCACUAUAAAUUCCUUGAUCCAACUGAAUCUCUAUGGCAGUGUCUACUUUCUGAUGAUGGUCAGCAUUGAUCGCUAUCUGGCCCUGGUGAAGACCAUGUCCUUUGGUAGGAUGAGAAGAACCGGUUGUGCUAAGAUUAUGUGCGCCAUCAUCUGGAUUUUUGCAGUGCUAGUCAGUUUGCCCAAAGUCAUAUUCCGGAAGGUGAUAUUCCUUCCUGAGUUUAACACCACAUCUUGCGUCAUAUUACCCCCACACGAGAACUGGAGCAUCGCCUCAAAUAUUCUCAUGAACCUUUUUGGUGGCUUCAUCCCAGCAGUCGUCAUUGGGUUCUGCACCUUCCAAAUUAUAAAAGUCCUGAGGAACAACACCAUGCAGCAAUUCAAAGAAAUCAACAAUGAGAAGAAAGCCACAUGGUUGAUCUUCUCUGUACUCUUAGCCUUUGUGCUGUGCUGGCUUCCGUUCCAUGUCAUUACCUUCUUCGAUACAUUAGAACUGGCCGGAGACUUAGAGUCUUGUAGCUGGGCCCAUGCUCUUGAGAUUGGAAACCAAAUAUCAACCUACAUCGGCUUCAGCAACAGCUGUAUCAACCCACUCCUAUACGUCAUUGUUGGCAAUCAUUUCCGAAAGAAAGUCAAAGAAGUCUUCUGGCAGUUUCGAGUAAAAUUCAGACCACCGAGAAAAGAGUCCUUGCCAAUUGGCUACUCUGGAAUGACCGUACGGACCUCGAUCUCCAUGGGGCAACAGAAUCUUAUUUUAAAGCAGUGAAAUAAUAAAACAAGUUGACUUUAGAUUCUGCUGUGGAAAAUACAGGAGGUGUUGUAGAAUAAGCUUUCAUUAUUUAUUUUGAGUCAUCCUCUUGUUUUUGCAUGGCGUUAUCUUUGUAUAUAAAUGCGAGAUGUAUUCCUGA